AUGGAUUCCUUCCCACCAGCCGAGGCCGCCUACGAGAUGGCUCAUUUGAGUGACAACCGCGGAUAUCAACAGACGGUUCCAAUCGCGAUAUUCGGUGUUUUCGCAUUUCUUUGUGUGCUCUUGCGACCAGUCGCACGUCGUUCGACCGGAAUACCUUUGGGCCUAGACGAUUGGCUUAUCAUAGUUUCAAUGGUAUGAAAUUCCGAUAAAUAAUUGAUGCUUCAGAACUAAGCUGUUGUUUUCAUAAACAGGUGUUCGCGAUCGCUCUGGUAGUAGCCACAUGCAUGAGUGAGUUACUUUUCUUUGUUUCAAAUCCGAAGAUUUGUAUAAUAACCAACCUCAAAUAGCGACCAAAUUCGGCGUUGGACGCCAUCUUCUAGCGGUAAUCAUGGAUAAUCCCGGAGAUCUUGUUAACUUCGGGAAGGUAAGCGAACGAUACUGCCCGUUUAGUUGUAUACUGGUCUGAUCAUACUUAGGUCAACUUUGCUCUUCAGGUUGCUUAUCCAGGCACACUUGGUUUCGCAAAACUUUCUAUUCUCGCCCUAUAUGUACGAAUAUUCCGCGUUGCAGGGGAUCCCUUCAUGUUUGCUGUUUGGGCUACGGCAACUUGGAUAAUCCUCUGGAUGAUUGGUGUUUACUUGGUUGUUUUACUUGGUUGUAUGCCACUUCACACAUACUGGACAGCUACCUGCCGUCCAACUUAUCCAACAAGUGUCACCACUGGUGUGCUCAAUAUAGUAUCAGAUAUUGCAGUUCUCGUUUUGCCUCAAGCUCAAGUAUGGGGUUUACAAAUGCCAAUGAGAAGACGAGCUGGACUGAGUGUCAUCUUUCUACUCGGAGUUCUGUAAGUCCCAGUAAAUCCUACGUCCUAUUGUGAGACUAAGCUGAUCCUUUUACUCAUUUAGGGCAACUGUGAUGAGUAUAGCAAGAAUUCCGAUACUGAAAAUGGGCAACGCAGGUGGCUCAGUUGACAUUACAUGUAAGACGAAAUCUCUCUUAUCUUGACCACGACUAAUUCAGAACAGACAACCUCAUUAGAACUUACGUCUUUACCGUUUUGGAACCAAUGAUUGCGAUAAUAUGUGCUUGUUUACCUGUGCUCCAAGGACUCUUCGUCAAAGGCUAUACAACGGGUUUUGGUUUCUCUUCCAUCUGGUCACUUCUACAAAUCAAAACAACAAAGACACAAGAUAGCAAAGAUUCAUGGAGAAAGAUUAGCAAGGAGGGUACCAAUGCGACCCAGUGGCAAAAGACAACUUCACAGAAGUCAUUGCAGCAAGACCAGAACUCGAUGGAACGUGGGGAAUACGAACUUGGGAAUAUGUCCGCAAUUUCGGCAAGAGCAAACUAG
Messenger RNA from Hymenoscyphus albidus, 1351 nucleotides. The record is from the annotation of a GenBank genome assembly. Lineage: Eukaryota; Fungi; Ascomycota; Leotiomycetes; Helotiales; Helotiaceae.